Molecule: messenger RNA, 531 nt
Organism: Blepharisma stoltei
Lineage: Eukaryota; Ciliophora; Heterotrichea; Heterotrichida; Blepharismidae
Source: the annotation of a GenBank genome assembly
AUGAUAUAUUCGUUUUAUUAUAAUCAAACAAUGGAUAUAUCCAAAGAAUGCUUAGAGUCAACUACUCUCUACUGCUGUUAUUAUCUAAACUGCUACAAUUCAUACUCAACGAAGUUCAAUCUAAAGCAUCAUAUAGAGACCAAGCAUUUAAAAGUAAAGAAAUUUAAGUGUGAAACUUGCAAAAAAAUAUUAUCAACGAAGCAGAACCUAAGAGAGCAUAUGAAAAUCCAUGAUGGAAUCAAACCUUUUUCAUGUAAUCAUUGUGGGAAAUCGUAUAGACAAGCAUCUCAAGCUAUAAUCCAUCAACGGAUUCACAGCAAAGAUGGAAUGAAUAAUAUAGCCGUUAAUGCAAUUGACACUGCCCCGCUCCAACCAGCUCGCCUCGUAAUAAAUGCUCCCGAAAUAAAUUGGGAAGAAUUUAAUGUAAAUCAGCCUCAAUUACCGGCUCUUAGAAGCAAUUUUGAUCAAGACGUAAGCCUGCCUUCUUUCGAGAGUGUUCUCAAGAAGGCUAAAAAAUGGUAUAGCUUUUAA